Messenger RNA from Staurois parvus, 592 nucleotides. Lineage: Eukaryota; Metazoa; Chordata; Amphibia; Anura; Ranidae. The record is from the annotation of a GenBank genome assembly.
CACAAGGAAGUCACAAGGAAAUUGCAAGCAAGUCACACGACUCUGGGGUUGCAGCACAGAGGACAAGGGGUCACUGCUGACAGAGCAGAGGACAGGGGGUCACUGCUGGCAGGGCAGAGGACAGGGGUCACUGCUGGUAGGGCAGAGGACAGGGGUCACUGCUGGCAGGGCAGAGGACAGGGGUCACUGCUGGCAGGGCAGAGGACAGGGGUCACUGCUGGCAGGGCAGCGGACAGGGGUCACUGCUGGCAGGGCAGCGGACAGGGGUCAUUGGUAGAAGAGCAGAGGACAGGGGUCACUGCUGGCAGGGCAGAGGACAGGGGUGACUGCUGGCAGAGCAGAGGACAGGGUUGACUGCUGGUAGGGCAGAGGAUAGGGGUCACUGCUGGUAGGGCAGAGGACAGGGGUGACUGCUGGCAGAGCAGAGGACAGGGUUGACUGCUGGUAGGGCAGAGGACAGGGGUCACUGCCGGUUGGGCAGAGGACAGGGGUCACUGCUGGCAGAGCAGAGGACAGGGGUCACUGCUGGUAGGGCAGAGGACAGGGGUGACUGCUGGCAGGGCAGAGGACAGGGGUCACUGCUGGCAGAGCA